UACAAUUUUGCUUCAUUCUCAUGGAAGUUAACUCGAACUUUUUCAAAAGGAUAAUGUAGCGUUUAGGUUGCAUGUACAGUUUGUCCCUAAAUUCCAGACGUCUGUGUGUGUGUUUGUAAACCGACCUUGUGUUUUUAUUCUUGUGAGAAAGUAAACAGAAGAAGAGGAGAAGUCACCAUUGUUCGAACUGGAUCGUCUAACGCUUCCCAGAUUUCCUGUUCCUGUGAGGAAGACUUACCGAGGGCCGCUGGUGAGAUUGAGGUGCAGUGACGCGAAAACACACAAGUGCACGAACGCAGCCGUGUGGACUGCCGCUCAGGACUCUGCAGCUUCUGUCUAAACACUCGUGGGGUUACCUUCCCCUGUCAACAUUCGGCAGACGGACGGUCACAGACUUUUGCCACAUUUCGUGACUCCUCGUGUGGUUUACCUCCUCUUUUCCAACUCCCUUUAACCAAAGAUUUUGUCUUCUUCUUGGCUCUUUUUUUUUUUUUUGGGAACGGAACUGGGAUUUUCCCUCAUAUUAUGCACAUCAAUGGAUCCCAGUGGCUCAGUGGUUAGCACGGGGAAUGAGGAGCAGUCCUUUCAUAUCCGCUACAGGAUGGAGGUGUCCUGUCUGGAGCUGGCGUUGGAGGGUGAGCGUCUCUGUAAGGUCGGCGACUACAGAGCGGGCGUCUCCUUCUUUGAAGCUGCCAUCCAGGUGGGCACAGAGGACCUGCAGGUGCUCAGCGCCAUCUACAGCCAGCUGGGCAAUGCCUACUUCCACCUGCACGACUACGCUAAGUCCCUGGAGUUCCACCGGCAUGACCUCACCCUGACCAGGACUGUUGGUGACCUGCUUGGAGAAGGCAAAGCCAGUGGGAACCUGGGCAACACAUUAAAGGUGCUGGGGCGGUUUGACGAGGCUGUGGUGUGCUGUCAGAGGCACUUGGACAUAGCCAGAGACAUUAAUGACAAGGUGGGUCAGGCGCGAGCUUUGUAUAACUUUGGGAAUGUGUACCACGCCAAAGGCAAAAGCAUCUGUUGGAGUGGAGCUGAGCCCGGAGACUUCCCAGAGGAGGUCAUGACGGCGCUGAGGAAGGCAGCCGAGUACUACGAGGCAAACCUGGCAAUAGUGAAGGAGCUCGGGGAUCGCGCUGCUCAGGGUCGAACCUUUGGCAACCUGGGCAACACGUACUACUUACUGGGAAACUUUCGCCAAGCGAUAGCUUCUCACGAACAGCGCUUGCUCAUAGCCAAGGAGUUUGGCGACCGCUCAGCAGAGAGACGGGCUUACUGCAACCUGGGAAACGCCUUCAUCUUUUUGGGGGAAUUUGAAGUGGCAGCUGAGCAUUACAAGAGGACGCUGCAGCUGGCGAGGCAGUUGAAGGAUCGGGCUGUGGAGGCCCAGGCCUGCUACAGUCUGGGCAACACCUACACACUUCUGCAAGAUUAUGAGAGAGCCAUAGACUACCACCUGAAACACCUCAUCAUAGCCCAGGACCUCAAUGACAGGAUUGGGGAGGGCCGUGCAUGCUGGAGUCUUGGCAAUGCUUACACUGCACUGGGGAACCAUGACCAAGCCAUGCACUUUGCUGAGAAACACCUGGAGAUCUGCAAAGAGACUGGAGACAGGAGCGGGGAGCUGACGGCACGUAUGAAUGUAUCUGAUCUCCAGAUGGUUCUGGGUCUCAGUUACAGCACAAAUAACUCCACUAUGUCAGAGAAUAAGGAUAUCGACUACAACCUGCAUGGAGCGAGGCCCAGGAUGAGCAGAAGACGCAGCAUGGAGAAGCUGGAGCUGAUGAAACUGACUCCAGACAAGAUAAACGGUCAGAAGUGGAACAGUGACCUCCUGACCAAACAGCCCAAACCCUCCCUGGUUAAAAGCUCCUCCAAGCUCUUCUUUGUCAGCCGUCUGCGUGGGAAGAAGCACAAGGCCGGAGGCUCCAGCAAGGUUCUCCAGGACACCAGCAACACCCUGGACACCAGCCAGACGGCCGCACAGGGACCCCAGAAGCGACUCAGUCCGGACAUGCUUGGAGACGAGGGCUUCUUCGAUCUACUGAGCCGUUUCCAGAGCAACCGUAUGGAUGACCAGCGCUGUUCAAUACAGGAUAAGGGCAGCAGGUUAUCGCUAAGCAGCGGUUCAGAGUCGCCUCCCAGGGCCAUCAGGAAAUCUGCAUCAGAGUCUGCCAACGUCUCUGGUGCCCAAGGCCGGCGGUUAGAGGAUACUUCAGCAGCGGGGGGGAGCCUCCCCGGCCUCAGGCUCAACCAAAACAGCAACCGGGCCGUGCUCAGCCACCUGAUGGCCAACGCAGACAACGCCGAGCCUGACGACGACUUCUUCAACAUGCUCGUCAAGUGCCAGGGGUCCCGCUUGGAUGACCAGCGCUGCGCCCCUCCCCCUCCACCAGCGCGGGGGCCGACCGUACCAGACGAGGACUUCUUCAGCCUCAUCAUGCGCUCUCAGGCCAAACGGAUGGACGAGCAGCGCGUCACCCUGCCGCCAGCAGCUCCAGCCAGGCCCGGCUCCAACUGAACAAAGCACUAAAAAAAAAAAAAAAAAAAAAAAAAAAGGGACAGCCGGGUUUUCUUUGUUUUCAUCUCGUGGAGAUGUGGAUGGACAGCGAGAGGUGGUCACUCACAAGAAAGCCUUGUGUAUCUUUACACGUGUCCUUUUGGACAAAACAAAGCACUGUCAGCAUUAUAUGUAGUAUACGGUAUGAAAGAAAUCUCAAAUUAACUCAGCAGUAUCAGGGACAAAAGUGUUUUUUAUCCUUCUGUACUCAUUUCACCCUGUGUGUAUUUUUCAAUACACCACUGCCGUUAUGCCUGUAUUUAUUGUACUUUUUUUAAUGAUUGUUGUGAUUUUGCCGUCUCACCACUAUGAAGUAAUGUGGUUUCACUCACAGUGGUGUCUGAGUCAGUGUGGGCACAGCGGUACAGCACUCUUUCCAUUUAUGUUGUUUAUAUGUGAGGGUGUGGGGGGGGGGUUAUUAAGGUCAGGCUGGGGAAAUGGUAUUUUGAGCAAACUAUUUGAUAAAAGAAUAAAUUUAACCCGUGUGUGUACGGC
This is a messenger RNA of Anarrhichthys ocellatus (wolf-eel), 3055 nucleotides long. It is a transcript of the gene gpsm2, whose product is annotated as G protein signaling modulator 2. Bases 536 to 2521 code for a protein of 661 amino acids. Gene Ontology annotation, molecular function: GDP-dissociation inhibitor activity; G-protein alpha-subunit binding. The record is from RefSeq and is a predicted model, not a curated record. The transcript has 16 exons. Gene Ontology annotation, biological process: establishment of mitotic spindle orientation. Lineage: Eukaryota; Metazoa; Chordata; Actinopteri; Perciformes; Anarhichadidae. Gene Ontology annotation, cellular component: cell cortex.